Molecule: messenger RNA, 1998 nt
Organism: Naegleria lovaniensis
Lineage: Eukaryota; Heterolobosea; Eutetramitea; Acrasida; Naegleriidae
Exons: 1
Coding region: 1-1998 (665 amino acids)
Source: RefSeq, a predicted model, not a curated record
AUGGCCUUCUCCUGCAAGAGCCCCAUAACAACCAUCUCUGCUGGUGAAUGGUUUCAACUACCUCCUGAGAUGAUCGGAGAGAUUUUCUCUUUCCUUCCAUCCCCAUAUUUAUUUGAAUGGAAAUAUUUAGCCGUUUGGAAGAAGGUUUUUAACAAAAUCUUGAAGAGAUCUCUAUCGGAUUCAACCAUUUCCCAAGAAUGUUGUAAUAAUCAUGAUGAGGACUUGAGGGAUUUACACAAAAUCCUACUCGAUCGGUUAAAUCGAAAAAUAUUCUUUAGAGAUUCCUUGAAAUCACAAAAAUAUCUUUCUACUAUUGAAAUGAUGUGUUUUUUAUUUCAAAUAAGUUGUGCGAAAUUCAAUGUUCCAAAAAUUCCAUCUUCUUUGGUGAGAACGCGUUAUGGAGAUUUCUAUGAUGAAGAAGAAAUUCAAAAUGACAACAUGUGUACUGAAAGUUUAGAUUUUAUUUAUGAUUUAUUGCGUAUUCCAACAAAAUUCAGAUAUUUAUUUAAUAGUGAAGAAAAAUUGUCGAACAUGAAAGAUUUUGUAACUUUGAAACAUAUUCGAACAUACAAUGAAAAUGAUACACAACAACGUGUUCACAUUCAAAGAUACUUGAAAUGUGACUCAAAACGGCAAUUGAGCCAUUUUGUUCAACACUUUCAAUCCAAACAAUGGACCAUUUCAGAGUUACAAUUUAUAUUUACAUUUGUCUCCCAAAAUAUUUAUAUUUACUUGUGGCACUAUGAAAGUACAAUCACUGUAGUUCUUAAACUUGCGAAAGAGCCAAUUGCCGUGAAUUGGAUGAUACCUUCAUCCUCAUUAAUAAUAGUGAAAUUGAUCAAUGACGAUAACGAUGUUGGUGGUAACAAUGAAGAGUUUUGGAAAGUACAUUGCAUUGAAUACAAGAGUCGUUUUUCUCCAUCAUUUCAUGGAUUUAGAUCAAUGCUUCAGAAAUUCAAGCUAUCGCUUACACAAAACGAAUAUGAAGAUGUUAAACAGUAUACCAUGUACAAGCGUAUGAAAAGGAAUCAAAUUUUUACCAACAAAGAAACUCCAGUGACUUCUCUAACGACAAUGCCAACAUUCAGCUCCUUACAUCCUAUCAUCAAAUCACUGCUAGACAGCUAUAUUUUAACCCCAAACAACGAAUCAAACAAGCAACAGAAAAAUAGAAGUUCUACAAAAAUGAUGUUUCCAUACAGCCCUAAUCGUACGCUGAAUCCUAGAUGUAUCCGACUGAGAGGUCAGAUAUUUCUUGCCAACAACAAGGAGAUGAAUUUUCAAAUUUUCACAAAUUUAAGCUCACAUGUUGAUUCCACACUAGACAACUGCAGCAAUAUCAAGCAACAAUUGAAACUUCCCUCGAAAUACUUUGUUUAUUUUGCUCAUUUUCUUUCUCAACGAACCAUGAUUUUAAAAACAGAGAAAUCCUUACAAGAAAUAUUUUUACAACGAUAUUGUUUUCCAUUGUUUGGAAUUGAAGAUUGUUCUUUGCAUGCCGAGACCACUGAACAAAAUCUUUAUUUCUUGUUACGAAAUGGUGAUAUGAUUAAGAAAGGUGAUAAGAAAAACCGAUUCAAAGAUCUUGAAAAUAUGAAAAGACCAUGUGAUGCUAUUGAAAAAUAUGAAUUAAGUGUGACAAAGAACCCCCUAAACAAGAUACGAUCUGUACAGAAAAUACGACACUCUUUCCAGGUACAACUAACACUGAAGCCUCGAAUGGUGCCAAAGAUUGUCGCAAAACUUGGAUGGUUUGCAUUAUUUGCAUUUAUUCCAUGGUUGACUGGACUCUUUCUGAAUUGGAGAAUAACAUCAGCAACCUAUGGCGCAACCUAUGAUUGGCGAUUGCAUGAACGACUUCCAAUUUUAGCGUUAUUCUUUGUGUGUGAAACAUGGUUUAACAUGUUCCUGUUGUAUGAGCUCUUUUGGAUUGGGUAUGAUGCCACUUUUGAAACUCUAUACACUCCAUUGAUCAUGCAAAAGGAAGUGUAUAUCUGA